This is a messenger RNA of Labrus bergylta (ballan wrasse), 1719 nucleotides long. Lineage: Eukaryota; Metazoa; Chordata; Actinopteri; Labriformes; Labridae. The record is from RefSeq and is a predicted model, not a curated record.
AAGAUCCUGAGGAACAUGGAGGCCUCCCUGACAGCUCGGGAUCGCGUGGGUAUCCAGGAUUUUGUUCUCCUCGACGCCUACACAAGUGAGAGUGCCUUCCUGGACAACCUGAGGAAACGCUUCCACGAGAAUCUCAUUUACACCUACAUCGGGACUCUGUUGGUGUCGGUCAACCCGUAUAAAGAAUUAGAUAUCUACAGCAAGAAGCAGAUGGACACCUACAUGGGUGUAAACUUCUUUGAGCUACCACCUCAUAUAUAUGCUCUGGCAGACAACGUCUUCCGCACGAUGCUGUCUGAGUUCAACAACCACUUCAUCCUGAUCUCAGGGGAGAGCGGGGCCGGCAAGACCGAGGCCUCCAAGAAAAUCCUCCAAUUCUACGCCGUCAGCUGUCCAAGUACCAAACUUCUAAACAACGUCCGGGACAGACUUCUUCUGUCCAACCCAGUGCUCGAGGCUUUUGGAAAUGCCAAAAUGAAGAAUGACAACUCAAGUCGCUUUGGGAAAUACAUGGACAUCCAGUUUGACCAUCAGGGUGGUGCAGUUGGGGGGCACAUCCUGAGCUAUCUCCUGGAGAAGUCCCGUGUGGUGCAUCAGAAUCACGGAGAGAGAAACUUCCACAUCUUCUAUCAGAUGGUGGAGGGGGGAGAGGAAGAUCUGCUUCGCUGGCUUGGUCUGGAGAGGAACUGCAAGAACUACAGUUAUCUAGUGCAGGGUGGUUGCCCCAAAGUGAGCUCUAUCAAUGAUAAAAGUGACUGGAAGACGGUGCGGAAAGCCCUCUCCGUCAUAGAGUUCAGUGAGACUGAUAUUGAGAACCUCUUUGGAAUAAUUGCUAGUGUGCUCCACCUGGGUAAUAUCAAGUUUGCGGCAGAUGAUCGAGGAUAUGCUUCUCUCAACAACAACCAGGAGAUGCACUGGGUGUCAAAAUUAUUAGGGAUUCCUGCUCAGGUGCUACAACAUGGUUUAACCCACAGGAAGAUUGAAGCCAAAUCAGAGGAGGUGUUUAGUCCCUUCUCUGUGGACCAUGCAGUAUAUGCCAGGGAUGCACUUGCCAAAGCCAUCUAUGGUCGCACUUUCAACUGGCUGGUCAACAAGAUCAAUGAAUCUUUAGCUAACAUGGAUUCCUCUCGGAAAACAGUGAUUGGUCUGCUGGACAUCUAUGGGUUUGAAGUCUUCAGUGUGAACAGCUUUGAGCAGUUUUGUAUCAACUACUGCAACGAAAAGCUGCAGCAGCUUUUCAUCCAGCUGACCCUGAAGUCAGAACAGGAGGAGUACGAAAUGGAAGGAAUUGAGUGGGAACCAGUGCCAUACUUCAACAACAAGAUAAUCUGUGAUCUUGUGGAGGAGAAACACAGAGGAAUCAUCUCUUUGUUGGAUGAGGAAUGUUUACGUCCUGGUGAAGCCACAGACCUCACCCUUCUGGAGAAGAUGGAGGAUAAGAUUGGCGGUCACCCUCAUUUUGUAACACAUAAGCUUGCAGACCAAAAGACGAGGAAAACGCUGGAGAGAGGAGACUUCCGUCUCUUGCACUACGCUGGAGAAGUUACAUACUGUGUUGUUGGGUUCUUGGACAAAAACAAUGAUCUCUUGUAUCGGAAUGGGAAAGAGGUCAUGCGUCAGUCCAAGAACACUGUUAUCAAACACUUUCCUUCUACUGAACCUGACAGCAAGAGGAGGCCUGAAACUGUGGUGACUCAGUUUAAAAGCAGCCUGGUGGGC